AUGAACAAUGUGAAAUAUGUACUGUUCUCUGAUGAGUCCACCUUCACUCUCUUUCCCACAUCUGAGAGAGAUACGGUGUGGAGAAGGCCCAAAAGAAGCAUACCACCCAGACUGUUGCAUGCCCAGAGUGAAGCAUGGGGGUGGAACAGUGAUGGUUUGGGCUUUUCCACCUCCGCAAAGGAGCCUUUUGAGCAGAGAAUGAGUGUAGCAGCCUACACCCUGCCCUCCAUCUCCUGCCCUGGAGACCCAGGGAUCAUUGCUCCACCUUCUGUAUCAAUGAGACGGCUUCCUUUCUCACAUCUCAUAGCACUGCUGGUGCACCACACGUACAACGAGUUCAUUUUCAGGAAGAAAGUUGUGGAUUUCUAUCAGCGUUCCUGUAUGGCUGGUCAGUGUGUUGCCGUUUCCUUUAAGCCGCUGUUACAGCCACAUGACCCGGAAAUAGAUGACACCUGUGUGGAACUGCCUUUGGACCACAGUACUGACACUACAGAUGACGUCUCUGUCACACCCCUCAGGCAGCAGAUCUUUCUGGGUCUGGUGUCCUCACAGUACCAAGCCCGUCCCGAUGUGGUCAGGCUUAUCUCAGGGCUGGACAGUGCUUGCAUUCGUUUUGUUUAUUUUUCCUGUGAAGAGGAAGUUCGGAGUAAGGUGUUUGCUGAGAAAAUGGGACUGGAGACGGGAUGGAACUGUCACAUCUCCCUCCAAUCAGAGAGCUUCCCUCUCGACCCAGAUAACGUGGAGGAGCCGGUGACCGAGGAAGAGGAAGAAAUUCUGCUGAGAGACAGCGUGAGGGAAAGGGCAGAGUCGAGAGCAAUGGAGCAUGAUGGAGCUUGUCUCAUCGAGGACCUAAACAGGGCCAAACUUCCAAAAGGAAUAGAGAAUGUCAGGCCACAUCUGGAGAACAUUGAUAAUGUGCCGUUGCUGGUCCCUUUAUUUACAGACUGCACAUCACAGACUGAAUGUGAGAUGGUGUGUAUCAUGCAGGAGUAUGGAGAGGUCGUGUGCUGCCUCGGGAGCAGUCAAAACAUCAACAACAAUGAAAUUUUCUUACAAAGUGAUAUCAGCAUUGCUUUAGAUCCUCUGGUUCCCACAUGUUGCUGGUCCAAUGCUGAUGCAUCUUUGAACACAUCAGACUCUUUGAGUGUAAUUCAGCUCUCUAGCGCCAUCUGUGGGUUGGCCUGCACAGUACAGUUUAACCAACAAGACAACAACACCCUCAUCAGACUCAUCAAACAGGCCCGUCACACCACAGCGGGCAUCAGAAAAUGUUUUCUGUUUUUGCUCCAGUGCCAGCUGUCCCUUGUCCUCAUUCAGAUUCUGGCAUGUGUGUGUCAACUUCCUCCUCCUCUGGGCACAAGCGAUGUCCUCUUUCUGUCCUGUUUCUAUUUUCCCAUACUGAGCGUGUCCCUCCUGGGAAAGCCAUCUGACAAUUCUAUCAUGAAAGUUCCUACUGGGAAAAAUCUCAGAUUCCUACCAAAAAAGACGUUGCGGCUGUUUGUUCUGUGUUUCUUGGUGAAGUUUGGUCUCACAGUCUGCACCUUCCUCACAUGCUUUGGCCUCAUACUGCACAGCUUCUGUCUUGAUAUUAACCAUGAAGAUGAAGAUCUGUGUCACCCAGCGUCACUUCUCAUGAAUUCAACAGCGUGGUCUCCUGACUGGUACGGCAGGCACUCAGAUGGACUAAGUCUGGCGCAGAAAGUCAUCGCCUUUCUUGUGCUGCUCAAUGCCAUGUGUACAUCUAUCAGUCAUGUGCAUCGCUCAGCUCCCAUGUGGAAACAGAGCCCGCUGAGCAACCAUUGCUGGUGUGCAGUCAUCUGCAUUGUGCCUGUUCUUAAUGCUUCUUUGGCAAUGGCAUCCCGCAUCUUGUGGCAUGACCCUGACUUUCACAACAUGUUUUGUAUCUCUGAUAUUCCCAUGGAAUCCUGGGUGUUAGGAAUCUUCUGGCUGAUCCCACUGGUCUUUAUCAACGAGGGCAUCAAACUGCAUGAGAUCAGGUAAUGCGACCAUAACAAUA
Molecule: messenger RNA, 2017 nt
Organism: Puntigrus tetrazona (Sumatra barb)
Lineage: Eukaryota; Metazoa; Chordata; Actinopteri; Cypriniformes; Cyprinidae
Product: transmembrane protein 94-like
Exons: 16
Coding region: 1-2001 (666 amino acids)
Source: RefSeq, a predicted model, not a curated record